Elgaria multicarinata webbii is the source of this 532-nucleotide messenger RNA. RefSeq names its product C-C motif chemokine 19-like. Gene Ontology annotation, biological process: immune response. Gene Ontology annotation, molecular function: chemokine activity. Bases 13 to 318 code for a protein of 101 amino acids. Lineage: Eukaryota; Metazoa; Chordata; Lepidosauria; Squamata; Anguidae. Gene Ontology annotation, cellular component: extracellular region. The transcript is spliced from 4 exons. The record is from RefSeq and is a predicted model, not a curated record.
UGUCCAGCGGGCAUGGCACACUGCUUGGGGGUCCUUUGCCUGGUCUCUCUCUCCUUCUGGAGCGUCUUGCAGGUGUCUGGCGAUCACCAGGUCAUGGACUGCUGCUUGCGCACCAGCCCAGUUCCCUUCCCCCACAAGUUGGUCCGCAAUUACCGGGAACAGCGUAUCCAAGAAGGCUGCCCUGUCCAUGCUGUGGUUUUAAUCACGGUGCGAGGGAAGCAGCUCUGCGCCCCUCCCUCUGCUAGAUGGGUGAAGCACCUGAAAAGGAUGCUGGACCGCCGGCACCACCACAAGAAAUCAUCCGGGACUUUCCCUUAAACUGCCGGCUGACCAGCUUGCCUCCUGGAAGAAGGGCCUCAGAUAAUCAGCUUCCUGCAACUUGUGGGUUCCCCAAGAUGGACCAAUGGUCUCAUCCAGCAAGGCAGCUCUUACGUUCUUACAUGCAAGCAGUUUGCCCGCGUGGCUGAGCCGUUUCAGGAUCUUUUCCCUUUGACAUCCGUAAUGUCCCUCCUGUGUGGUCUGUGUUUGAAAA